CUGGGGUCCUCGCGUUCGUUUGUCGCUCAUAAAAUAUGGCGUCGUAGGAAGUCUGUUGUUGUCCGAAAGAAAGUGGCAACAUACGGAUAUGCAAAUAACCACGCAUGUAGUGUCAAAAACAUACCAGUUAAAAGGCAGAUAAAGUGAAAGUGGUUAUGAACCGCAAUGUUGAGAUCUACGGGGUUCUUUCGUGGGAUUGACUGCCCGUUUUAUUGUGAGAAUAACAAUGGGAAAGCCGGUGCAGAUGGGUGCAGCAGACCCUACUGUCACUUCAGACACAGCAAACAAAGACGAGCCGCCUCUGGGAUAUACGACAUCAAAAAGACUAAAGCGCAUUCCGCGAGUCCAAACGAUCAAGGAUAUGAUCCAUUCAGUCCAGAGGUUGUGAGACCGGAAAAGCAUUAUAAUGGGGAGCCACCAUCGGCGGGUCAGGGUGUGGACCUGGGCACCAUGGAGUUGGAGCUGGUCAAUCGGGCCAUUGAGGCUGUUCGCAGUGAGAUGGAAAGGGAAAAGAAGAAGCUUUCUCGGAUUGGAGAUCAGGAAUAUGAGCCCACCACGAGCUCUGUUAAGAGACCAAAGCCCUCUGCAUCAUCCCAUCAGGGAUAUGAUCCUGGGAGCUAUCAGAUGGGCCAAGCAAGUGAAUACACCCCGUCCCCCCGCUCCAGCAAAUACACUUUGGACUCAGAGAACAGCAGUAGCAACGCCAGCGCAAUGGAGUAUGUGCCCACCGCUGUCUCCAAAAAAAGCAUUAAAAAGGUGUUACCUCCCCCACCGUCCCGUGUCAAGUGUAAAUACACUCUGGAUAAUUCCAAACCAACAACGGACAUGGAGUAUGACCCGCUGUCGAACUAUUCGGCUAAGCCGACUCUUAAAGAACAGAGAACUUUGUGUUCAGAGGGAGAAGGGAGAAAGAGAUUUUACCCUGAAAAACAAGGGAAAGAUGAGGAAUAUGUUCCAACGGUGAAAAAACCAAGGUCGUCGCCACCUAAGGCAGAUGUGCCGAAGUACACUCUAAGUUUCUCUGAAUCUGACGAGGAAAGUUCCGGAACAGAAUAUCGGCCAACGUCCCUAAGCCGCCUGCAGCGCAAGGGGAUCAACAUCGGCUUGAAACAGGAACGAGAGUCGGGUUUGAUGGGACAACAAAAAAAGCAGGUGUCUAAAAUAGACGAUAGCUUCUCACAUAGCGAAUCUGAUGAUGUGGAGUCCCAGGAUGUGGACAGGACAAACAAAAAGAUAGAUAAAAAGAUAUCUGUGAGUCAGUUGAAAAAUAUUAAAUCUAAUAAGCCAAAAAAAGAGGAGAAGGACUCCAAUAAGAAGAGUUCAAAAGAAAGGCUGGAAAGUUCAAGCGUCAACAAGACGUCAAAAAAUUCAAGUAAAAAAGACAAAAACCAAAGUAAGACUGUGGAUGGAAGCAGUAAGUCCAAGGAAAAGGUGCGGAAAGACGGAACUGAGUCAAAGAGUAAUGAUGAAAAGAACAAGAAGAUAGUUAAGAUAAAGAGUGAACACAGCCAAAGGGAAAAAGAGAGAGGAAGUGGCAACAUCAAGAAACCCAAAACAGACAAACCUAUAAAAAACGAUAAGGUGCCAUCCAAAUUCAAAGACCAAAAGAAUGGAAAACUUGAGAGCAGUGCAAAGGAGAAGGACAAAAAGAAAAGCAGCCAUGGGAGCGGCAGUACCAACAGCAGUAGCACUAAAGAUAAAAGUAAAAAAGGCAGCUCGAUCCGUGAUCACAAACAGGCAAGAGAGACCAAACAGAGGAAUCUGAGCCACGUGGAUUUGUUCGGUGCUGAGAGUGCAGAAGAGGAUGAUGAGGAAGACGAGAGGAUAGUGAGGAAGUCUGCUUCUGCUUUUAAACGGGGAAGCCUCAUUAAUAAUAAGAGGAAAACCUCCGAAGAUGCGUCAUCGUCAGAGGAUGAUUCUGAAGUGGAUAAUGAUGAUGGUGGUGAUGGUGAUGAAGCAGUGGACUACUCCUGUCUGCAGGAUGAGAUGGAGUAUGACUCGGACCCUAUGGAGGAGUGUCUGCGCAUAUUUAAUGAAUCCAAAGAGGUCAAGAUGGAAGACAAAGGGAGACAAGCUAAGCAGCCUUCAAGGGAACAGGAGGAGGAGGAGGAUGAAGAAACGGAAAGCACUUUAACUACUCUCUUUCCUGGUCAGAAGAAGAGGGUGUCACAUUUUAAAGCUCAAGGAAAGUCAGAGGCGUCGCUGAACACUGUGCCGAUGACACAGCGGAGGAUGACGGCGCAGGAGAUCUGUUACCAGCGCAUGCAGAAGGCCCAGCAGCAGGCAGCACAGCUGGCUGCCGCAGUAAAGACUGCGUCUGCAUCGACCAACCCAAUACUGGGGGUCCCUGGAGAAAAACGACGGGUGGCACACCGGCCAACUGCCUCCCUGCCCUCCUCAAAGCCUGGACUAGCUAAUGCCAGCAGUCAGGUGUUGUCACCCACCAGGGUGGCGGUAAAUCAGCUUUCAGUCAAAGCUCAAACGUCGGCAGGCAUCCUGUCAAAGACCACAUCCACUGCAAUGCAGAAGAGAGUGGCUCAUACCCCUACUCUGAAGAGCUCUGCCAUGAAGCGUCCUGUCAUUCCUGCUGAAUUUGGGGCCAAGGUGCCCACAAAUGUCCGUCAGCGUUACCUUAACAUAUUCAUUGAUGAGUGCCUGAAGCUCUCUUCCUCUGAACAGGAAGCCUUUCAGAUGGCUCUGGAGGAAGAGAAGGUGGUGUAUGACAGGAGCAGCAGUAAGAACAUCUAUCUGAAUGUAGCUGUGAACACGCUGAAGAAGCUCCGCAGCAAGAGCACACCUACGUCCCCUGCCCUCAAGACCCCGGCUGUAUCUGUGAAUAGAAAGGCUCAAUCCCAUGAAGGAGUACUUGGUGGACGGCUUGCUGCCACAACCAGCUACACAAUCAACCGCUCCGGCAAACAGCAGGAUGUGGAUCUUAAAGGUGCCAUUCUCUAUAAAAAACUGAAAAAGUAUGCAAUGACUGAAGAACAGCUGCAAGAGCAUGGCUACCCCAGACCUCACCCUGAGAUGUCGGGUCACGCUGUCGUCCAUAACCUUCCAGAAAAGAAAAGCAAUGACCCUUUUUCCAAAAUCUGUAGUCGAUGUGGUGCCGAGUACAAGAUAAACGCUAAUGGCAGCUGUGUGCGUAAGGAGGAGUGCAGUCACCACUGGGGAAGAUUACGCAGAAACAGAGUUCCAGGAGGUUGGGAGACCCUUUACAGCUGCUGCUCUGGUGCGGUUGGUUCUCCUGGAUGUGAAGUGUGUAAACAACAUGUACAAGAUGGCCGCAAAGAGUCCUUGGAUGGUUUUGUGAAGACUUUUAGCAAACCGUUGCCAGUAGAUGGAAAUGCAGGUGUCUACGCCUUGGACUGUGAGAUGUGCUACACAAAGCAAGGUUUGGAGCUGACCAGAGUGACCGUCAUUAACUCUGACCUCAAAGUUGUGUAUGACACAUUUGUCAAGCCAGGGAGCAAAGUGGUGGAUUACAACACACGGUUUUCAGGUGUGACACAGGAUGAUCUGGAGAACACCACCAUCACCCUGAGAGAUGUGCAGGCGGUGCUGCUGAGCAUGUUCAGUGCCGAGUCCAUUCUAAUUGGACACAGUCUUGAGAGUGACCUGUUUGCGCUUAAGCUUAUUCACAGUGUAGUCGUGGACACCGCUAUUGUGUUUCCUCACCGCCUGGGUCUGCCUUACAAACGUGCCCUGCGCAACCUUAUGGCCGACUACCUCAAACGCAUCAUACAGGACAGUGUGGGGGGGCAUGACUCCAGUGAGGAUGCCCGGGCCUGCAUGGAACUCAUGAUCUGGAAGAUCAAAGAGGAUGCCAAGGUGAAGAGAUGACCUCUGACCCUGCCAGUUCUCUCUCACCAUGUUAUGACCUGGAAUGAUCUUUGAAGAACAGAGUGUCAUAGAGGAAGAGUCACUGAAACUCUUCAUAAUGGGCCGUGCGUCACAUGGGUUGGAUAAACUCCGUCAGAGUAAAUGCUGCAGUUUGAAUGAUGGGGAAUGAAAGAGAAGGACUUUCACAAAGGGGAGGAGACCUGUGGGAAUAACGUGACAGAUUGCAAAGCCCAGACCUCCAUGGCUCCUAGCAACUAGAGCUAGUGCCCUAUCAAACAAGCAAUCCUAAUUCACACCAUGCUAAAACAGACCUAGUUAUGGCUGUAAUUAUCACAAGAAGUGGACAUGGAUUGGGCUGGGGUGAUUGGGGUAAUUGACCUUUUGAUGAGUUAAAGUAUUCCCUAUGUAUUUUUUUUCCCCAGCAGUAUUUUUAAGUUUUCAAGAACCCUAGCCCUCCCAAAUCAUGAGUUUUGAUGGUGUUUUAAUGUUCACUUUAGGUGAUGUGGCUCCAGGUGUCGUUCCUGGAAGGUCUGUGUUGCACUCUAAGUAUAUAGUUGUAUAUUAAAUCCACAAUUAUACUUGAAACCAUGUUUUUCAGCACUGACGUGAUGUCACUUCCUCUAGUAAUAAUGUAUAGCAAUCCACACACACUGAAAAUCGCUUUCUGUGUAGCUGCAAAUAUGUAAAACAAAAAUUUUCCUGACAUUUGUCUUAUAAGCCAGACUCAGUAUUAUUAUCUGUACUCAAAUUAGUACAAUUUAUUUACACAUUCAAAUUUGUUAGUGAUUUGUUCACGUAAUUCAUGAGCUGACGGGACAAUUUGAAAAAAAAAAAAAAAAAAAAAACUGUUUAUUUUGAUUUACUUGUUAGUUUAAUUUGUAUUAGGUCAUUUAAUCUAUAAAAUGAAGUACUUUAUAAAUUGACACACUAAAUGUCAUGUCAUUUGUGCAGGCCUGCCACUUUAAACACAUCAAGAUAUAAAAAUGCAUAACUUUCAAUAAUUGUCAAAACUAAAGAUGGCUGUACAGUGUUUUGGAAUGUUAUUAAAUGAGUUCACAUUAAUGCCAUGAGCUGUAAAUAAGUUGUAUCUAAGCUGUUUUUGUAGUUGUUUAGUUUUCUAUUAAAAGCUAUAAAUUUUAUUUUAA
Messenger RNA from Megalobrama amblycephala (Wuchang bream), 4988 nucleotides. It is a transcript of the gene rexo1, whose product is annotated as REX1, RNA exonuclease 1 homolog. The transcript is spliced from 16 exons. Gene Ontology annotation, molecular function: nucleic acid binding; exonuclease activity. Gene Ontology annotation, cellular component: nucleus. Lineage: Eukaryota; Metazoa; Chordata; Actinopteri; Cypriniformes; Xenocyprididae. The record is from RefSeq and is a predicted model, not a curated record. The coding region runs from base 166 to 3843 and encodes 1225 amino acids.